ACUGUAGCAAUUAUGUAAAGAAUGCACUGAAAUGCUUCCUCGCCUCGUUUGUUGUAGUGGUCGAUCCCUCUCUCACUCUUUGACUUUGUUGUUCCCUCUUCCCACGUUCAGGAUAUGAUAUGCAAGGCUUCCCUCAAAUUUUAAUACGUUUCACAAGCAAUUUUUAUUCCUAAUAGGACAAGGUUUAGUGCCAAGUGUUUCAGUAAGAACAUGAAUGCGGACAAUAAUUUGCUUGUCAAACCUAGAAGGCGUGCUAAUUUUCGAUUAUGCAACGUGUCAAGUUACACUUCUGAAAUAUUGGAGAUUCGAGCUGAUGCUCCUACUCUGCAUGUUCUGUUUGUUCCUGGAAACCCAGGUGUUAUUUUAUUCUACAAGGACUUUGUGGAAUUUCUAUAUGAGCUUCUGGAGGGAACUGCGUCUAUUACAGCUAUUGGCCAUGUUUCUCACUCAAGAAAGAACUUGGAACAUGGGCGCAUGUUUUCUCUACAAGAACAAAUCGAUCAUAAGAUUGAUUUCAUCAGAGAGGAAUUGCAAAAUACUGAGGUUCCUAUAUUACUGGUUGGGCAUUCUAUUGGUUCAUACAUAUCUAUUGAAUUGUUCAAGAAGUCUCUAGAGAAGGUGAAAUAUUGUGUUGGACUUUAUCCAUUUUUGACAUUAAACCCGCACUCAACAACACAGUUAGUUAUUGGAAAAAUUGCAAAAUCCCAAGUUCUAGCUGCUGCUCUUAGUUACCUGAUAGCAUCAUUAGGAUUGUUACCUGUCCAGGCUGUGAGAUUUAUUGUCAGAAAAUCCCUUGGGAAAUCAUGGUCAGCCAAUGCAGUUGAGGCUGCAUGUUCUCACUUGUCACAGUACCAUACCAUGCGGAAUGUCCUCUAUAUGGCCAUGACUGAAUUCAGAAAGCUUUCAGAGGCACCAGAUUGGACAUUUAUGAGAGAAAGGAAAGCUCAAUUGGCAUUUUUAUUUGGUGUUGAUGAUCACUGGGGCCCACUUCAUUUGCUUGAGGAGAUUUCAAAGCAGAUUCCCGGUAUUGCCAUAUCUAUUGAACGAGAAAACCACACCCAUGGUUUCUGUUGCACUGAGGCUGGCUCAUUAUGGGUGGCUCAGCAUGUGGCAAACUUGAUAAAAAAUCAGACGGCUUUUACAAACCAAUAAGGUCCGACUCUUUUGCCAUUCAUUUGUGUUAUGCGGGUUUUCUAAGUUAAUCAAAGAAAGGAUUAAACCACUAAUAAAUUUGAAACAAUGAUAGCUGAAUAAAUCUUAGUUUCAUUUAUUUAUCAAUGCUUCUAGUGCAUUUAACAGUUUUAACAUCCCCAACUGUAUUCUAUGAUUUAGUAGCACCCGUCUUCCAGUAGCACAAAGUAAACAAUCGCCAACUGCAUUCUAUGACUUUGUACCGCUCAUCUCCCAGUUAUAAAAAGUAAAUAAUUGCCAACCUUAUUCUAUAUUGGGGCUGGACUAAGCUGAUAAAUUAACAUGGCCCAAUGGGUUAGCAUGCUUAUAUAUUAUA
This is a messenger RNA of Cajanus cajan (pigeon pea), 1507 nucleotides long. RefSeq names its product alpha/beta-Hydrolases superfamily protein. Gene Ontology annotation, cellular component: lipid droplet. Gene Ontology annotation, molecular function: lipase activity. The record is from RefSeq and is a predicted model, not a curated record. Lineage: Eukaryota; Viridiplantae; Streptophyta; Magnoliopsida; Fabales; Fabaceae. Gene Ontology annotation, biological process: lipid storage.